AUCUGACUUGAUAUAUACCUAAUACUUGCUCAAGAAGACCGUUCAAUCACAUCUUACUAUCGCUUCACACAUUCAGUCCGCAUCUACCAACUUACCAGUUCUCACUCUACAUAGCUCACGACAAUAACCACUUCCUGAUUCAACAAAUUCAUGCUUGAAGCCUACAGCUUAGGACACCACUAGAAAGUCAAACAUCUCACGCCUCAUCAAGAAUCUAGUCAUCAAGCAUGGCAACUCAACAACCAACCCAAACCGAUAAUUCGGCUCAAGCUCAACCGCCACAAACAAACCCAGCAAAGCCCACCGAGAUCUCAGAACCCGGCAUCUACGUAGCCCUCACCCACGACCACCUCAACUAUCAAUCCGUUAUAGACCGAGUCCGCUCCCCAGAAGCUGGGGCCAUUGUUGUCUUUGCCGGUACCACCCGCAACAACUUUAACUCCCUCCCUGUCCAGCACCUCUCCUAUACCUCCUAUGCGCCCCUAGCUUUGCGCACCAUGUUAACCAUAUGCCGCUCCAUUCUCACCAAGCACGGGUUGAAGGGGAUAGCGAUGGUACACAGGUUAGGUGUGGUCCCCAUCGGAGAGGAAAGUAUCUUGAUUGCUGUAUCAUCUCCCCAUAGACAGGCGGCAUGGAGGGCGGGGGAAGAGGCGUUGGAGGAGUGUAAAGCCAAAGUGGAGGUGUGGAAGCGGGAGGAGUUUGGUGGCGAGGGGGGAGGGGUGUGGAGAGCUAAUAGGGAUGGUGCGGUGGGGGUUAAGGUUGAUGAGCCUAGGAUAGGCAAAGGGGAAGUGGAUGAGAAGGAGGAUGAGGGCGACAGCGGGAACGGGGGAAAUGAUAGGAAGAGCUGAUAGGGAAAGGUAGCCCUAGUAGCUGGGAGGGGGGAGAGGGGAGAGAGUGGUAGUUAAAGCGCGAGUUUGGAAGGCACGAAUGCCCGGAACAUAUAUAUGAUGACGAGACGACGGAAAUGGUCUGAGGGGAGAUGAACCGACGAAUUUUAGUAAGAGAUGGUGAAUUUGUAUAAAUGUCUAUACUUCAGCAUCUCUAUUCUUUUCUUCGAACUAGGAUCUAUAUUAGAGGCAAGCACCUCUAUGAAUUCCAAUAUCCUCCGUA
Messenger RNA from Neurospora crassa OR74A, 1110 nucleotides. Its product is annotated as molybdopterin-converting factor subunit 2. Lineage: Eukaryota; Fungi; Ascomycota; Sordariomycetes; Sordariales; Sordariaceae. Gene Ontology annotation, cellular component: cytosol. The transcript is spliced from 2 exons. Gene Ontology annotation, biological process: Mo-molybdopterin cofactor biosynthetic process. Gene Ontology annotation, molecular function: molybdopterin synthase activity. The record is from RefSeq and is a predicted model, not a curated record. The coding region runs from base 228 to 848 and encodes 206 amino acids.